Molecule: messenger RNA, 3118 nt
Organism: Chrysemys picta bellii (western painted turtle)
Lineage: Eukaryota; Metazoa; Chordata; Testudines; Emydidae
Gene: TRMT6
Product: tRNA methyltransferase 6 non-catalytic subunit
Biological process (GO): tRNA methylation
Cellular component (GO): nucleus; tRNA (m1A) methyltransferase complex
Source: RefSeq, a predicted model, not a curated record
AGGUUCGCAGCGCGUGCGCAGUGCGGGUCCCCACCGGAAGUGGCGCGAGGGCCCAGCAGGCAGGCAGCAGGUGGCCCAGGGAACCGGCAACGGGCAAGUGGGGGACGCGCGCGCGCGCGCGGGGCCAUGGAAGAGAGCGCGAAACCAGGUCUGCGCAUCUGCGAGGGGGACUGCGCCGUGCUCAAGCGGGACGAGGUCUUCAAGGCGGUGCUCGUGCUGAGGCGGAGAAAAGUUAUUUUCGAAAAGCAGUGGUUCUAUCUGGAUAAUGCCAUUGGACAUAUUUAUGGAACGACAUUUGAGGUAUCUAGUGGUGGGAGCCUUCAGCCAAAGAAAAAGAUGGAAGAGACUACCACAGAAACAAAAGAAGCAGGUACAGAUAAUCGUAACAUAAUUGACGAUGGAAAGUCUCAAAAACUGACUCAUGAUGACAUAAAGGCUUUGAAGGACAAGGGUAUUAAAGGACAGGAAAUAGUUCAACAAUUAAUAGAGAACAGUACAACGUUUCGAGGCAAAACAGAAUUUGCCCAAGAUAAGUACAUAAAGAAGAAGAAGAAAAAAUAUGAGGCAGUUAUUACAAUUGUAAAGCCAUCUACCCGCAUUCUUUCGACAAUGUACUAUGCAAGGGAACCUGGGAAAAUCAACCAUUUGCGAUAUGAUACUCUAGCUCAAAUGUUGACUUUGGGAAAUAUCCGAGCUGGCAACAAAAUGAUUGUGAUGGAAACUUGUGCGGGCUUGGUUCUGGGUGCCAUAAUGGAGCGAAUGGGAGGUUAUGGAUCCGUUAUUCAAAUGUAUCCAGGAGGGGGACCUGUUAGAGCAGCCACAAGUUGUUUUGGAUUUCCAGAAUCUUUUUUCAACACUCUUUAUGAAUUCCCUCUCAGCAAAGUGGACAGUCUUGUCUCUGGAACAUUUUCUUCUGAGACUUUGCCUUCAGAACCUGAAUAUAAUGUUCCAGUAGAAGAAGAAAGCAAUGGGUCACUCGAUGAGAAGCAGACUUUGAUACAGGAAACAGAAGAGGAAUCCAGUACUGAAGCAGUUAUGGAGAGCAAUGAAACAGAAGAGCAAGAAACAAUGGACCUUGCUGCUGAAGAUACAGAAUAUAAAGAGAGCAAAGAAAAGGGAAAUAAAGAAAAUAUUCGGGAAAAACAAAGAAAACAACAAGAAAGGAGGAGAAAACUGGUGGAAACUGCUGCUUUGUUGGAAGAGAAAAAUGCUGAUGGUUUAAUUGUAGCCAGCAGAUUCCAUCCAACUCCUUUGUUACUGUCUUUAUUGGAAUUUGUUGCUCCAUCCAGACCUUUUGUUGUCUAUUGCCAAUAUAAAGAGCCAUUAUUAGAAUGUUACACAAAGCUGAGAGAAAAAGGUGGCGUUAUUAACCUCAAACUCUCUGAAACCUGGCUACGAAAUUAUCAGGUCUUGCCAGAUCGCAGCCAUCCAAAACUGAUGAUGAGUGGAGGUGGGGGAUACCUUCUAUCAGGUAUCACUGUCACCGUGGAGAAGGUCCAAUCUGAUGCCAGCAGUUUAGAAGCACAGAAAAUUGAAGAGCCAACGUCUAAAAAGCGCAAACUUCAAGAGCUUCAUUGUUAACAUCUGAAGAAUUGAUGUACUUUUAGUUCUCAGGAGUCUUACAAUUAGUAAUGUAACUAAUGUACUUUCCGUGCUCUUGACAACAAAGAAAAAUGUACCUGUUACACAUCUGCCAACAGAAGCAGAGUUGUACUGUAGAGAAAAUUUUGUCCAUUCUCUCUGGUAACAACAUGACAGGAAGGAGGAGAGAAAUUUUAGAGGCAACUUUGUGUCAGAAUAUCUUUGUUGACAUAAUCAAGCAACAGACACGUUAACAAUUCAGUAGCUUCAGAAACACUUUCUGAUGAUCACAUUGAGAGAAACUAUUGGGUGAGAUUCAUGGAUUAAUGAAACCAUUUUAUUUGGUUGUUGCAGACAUGACUAAGACUCUGAAGUCCUUUACAAAGGUAGGGUUUGAAUUAACAUACCUAAUUUAGCUUCUUGUUUUACAGCUACAGCAGAUUAAAAUAUUUUGUACAGCAAUCUGCUUCCCUUCUCAAAUGCAGAACCCUGCCAUUUUAAGUGAUUUUUUUUAACUAAUCCGAAAGAAUGCAGCAAAAUCAUGCACUUUUAUUUGUAAUGGGAAAAUGAAAAGAAAGAGAAGGAUAUUGAAACCAAAUCAUCACGUCUUGGCCUCUUGUUCCUGAAAGGAAGAAAUGCAAAACAUCAGGUGUAUGUUUGUAAAUUAAAAUACCAGAUGUUUAAAAUGUUUCUAUUAGUAUUGCAUAUUUUCUUUUUUUGAAAGCUGGAUUUGUAUUGGUUUUUAUUCUUUUUAAUGUGACAAAUUUGAAAUUUUCCUUAUUUAUUUUACUGUUUUGUCUCUAUUAUGUGUCUAGAAUUUUUGUUAAUUUGCAAAACACUUCACAUUUGCCAUUUCAAUUAAACUCUCAAGAAUUUUCUUCUAAAAAGAGACACAUUUUGUUUUAUUUUCUUCUUUUGGGGAGAAAAAGCUUUUGGGUGGGGGCAGGGGAGGUUGAUACAAAACCACCCAAAUCCUGUAUCAGGAUCCAGUAGCGUGAACUGCUCGACCCAUGUGUCUCCUACUGGAAUCAGCAGGCUUCUGCUUGAUUCCAGGGCUCCAGAUCCUAAUGGAGAAUCAGCGCUCAGGGAUGGAAGCUACAGUAUAUUUCAGGUGUGUAUUUUAAUAAAAUAUUUAGAUUACAUUAAAAUGUAAAGUGUUGCUCACCAUUAGACAAGGUUAACACUUUUUGGCAAAGUACUAGCUAAUAAUCUAAUCAAAAUACAAAUGUGUGCAUUUUAAAGAAGUUUAUGUAUAUAUUAACCAUAAGUAAAAUAAUUACAGUAGCUUGAGGGUUUUUUGCCUCCAGGUCCCUUUGCUAAUUUGUACCUUCUCAAUCCUAUUUUAUGAAAAUUCUCUCCCUUGUUACUGAAAGACCCAUACAAACUGGAAGAAACUGACUAUAUAGGGGAAAUGGCAAAAUUGACUGCAGAAAGUGCUGGCAUGUACACAAAGUGAACUGAAAAAGAGAAUGGUUUCCUCUAAUCUUUCAGUAAUUCUAAGGGUUACAAAUAGAAAGUAAGCAGUAAAAAAAAUUCC